This is a messenger RNA of Paramacrobiotus metropolitanus, 872 nucleotides long. RefSeq lists its product as uncharacterized. The record is from RefSeq and is a predicted model, not a curated record. Bases 197 to 628 code for a protein of 143 amino acids. NCBI's taxonomy places the organism in Eukaryota, Metazoa, Tardigrada, Eutardigrada, Parachela, Macrobiotidae. The transcript is spliced from 2 exons.
AGAACAAAGCGAAUUAGGGCCAAGAGUUUCAAAAGCUAGCGGGACAAAAAUGUGUCCGCCUUCAAGAUAAGCGUAGUUCUGAACUGGUCCAAGUCUGGUUUUCUUGUCCUCGGCCUGGGCAGCGGUGGAAUCCGCCACAACGGAAGUCGACUUGACGUGGGAUGGGGCGACCGUGUCCGUGUCCACUCACUUGAGAAUGGUUGAAUCCGUGGAUAAAUUAAGUACAGCACUUACUCGUACAGUACUCGCCAGUCGCCACAUUCCACAGUCACACCCCGCGACGGCCGAGCGGCAGUUAAUAAUGGCUACUCCCGCUAAAUGCCCGGACGGACAGCGGAUUGGAGAGCAAGUGUUCAGCCCGGCUUCUUCUAAUAAGCAAGCAGAGAGCAGCCACUCUGGUAGCGGACGUGUGGGAGGUGAUGUGGUCGUAGAGGAUCGCAUCGCACAGCGCGAAGAAGAUCUGGGGCAACCGGUCCAACUGCGGGAUCCGGUGACGGAGAGCGCUACACAGGGCGACAGCCUGUUGGACAAAGUCAAGCAGAAAGUGGAUGGUGUGGUGGAGACUUUGACGGGAAGUACGGUUGAUGAAUUGGUGCAGGGACAGCGCGGGCAUUCGAAGAAAGAUUAAUCCGUACUCCGUAGCAAAGUGCUUCCAUGGCCUGCAGAAUUCGCAUUGAGAAUGCUGCUUUUUGGAACUGCCGUAUUAGCUAUGUUGCUGUUCGUUUGUCUCAGCUCGAAUUCCUGCACAAAUUCCUUUUCGCUAAUGCCUCCGAGACUAUCGAAUUUUCUCACUAGAUUGUGAACUGCAGAUUUUUUUCAGUUGACCCUGAAUUUGCACCGAGAUAUGGUUGAUUAAAUCUGUGAUUGGCAAA